CCUCGGGCUCAGCAGCUGCCGGCGCCGCUGCAGCGGUUGCCGCGGCCCCCAGCAGCAGCUGCGUGCGGCUGCCCGACCUGGCCCGCAGCCUGUUCGACGUGCUGAGCCGCGUGGAGGCGGCGCUGCCGGAGGACUGCAGCGAGUGGCGCUCCUGGUGCGGGGCGGCAGAGUUCAACCUGGUUGCGGCCGCCUCGGACAAGAACGAGUCGGGCCGCUCCCGCCGGAAGCGCAAGCAGCAGGAGCAGCAGCAGGCGGGCGGGCAGCAGCAGCAGCAGCAGGCGGUCCAGCAGGCGCAGCAGCGGAAAGUGCAGUGGGCCAACCCCAAGACGCAGAAGCGACUGUACGGUGACGCCUGGUUGGCGCUGCUGUCGCUGCCGCUGCCGCCCGACACGCUGCGUCGCGUGCUGCUGGCGCUGCCCGUGUCUGUGCUGCCGCACGUGCCGGGUCCGCACCUGCUGUCGGACUUCCUGACGCACUGCCUGGGGCGGGGCGGGCUGACGGGCAUGCUGGCGCUCAACGGACUGUUCCUGCUGGUCACCCGCCACGGUCUGGAGUACCCGCAGUUCUUCGCGCGCCUCUACCAGCUGCUGGCGCCCGAGGCCUUCGCCGCCCGCACCCGCGCCCAGUUCUUCCGGCUCGCCGACCUGUUCCUCUCCUCCUCCCUGGUGCCCGCAUACACCGUGGCGGCCUUCGUGAAGCGCUUCGCCCGCCUGGCCCUCUCCGCGCCGCCCGCGGGCGCCCUGCUCGCAAUCGCCUUCAUCCACAACCUCAUCCGCCGCCACCCCGCCCUCGCCACCCUGCUGCACAACCCCGCUGCGGGCAGGGGGGCGGGUGCGGACGUGUACGACGAGGCGGAGCCGGACCCCGCCAAGAGCCGGGCGGUGGAGAGCUCGCUGUGGGAGGUGGAGGCGCUGAGGAACCACUACUGCCCGCAGGUUUCAACUUUCUGUGCGGUGCUGGACAAGGACCUCACGGACCGCACCAAAACCGCUGAAGUCAACCUGGAGGACUUGCUGGGCGCCGGCGGCCAGGCGGACGGACAGCAGGCUAGCGGCGCUGGGAGCUACAACGCGCUGAUCCGCGGCGAGCUGUCACGCAAGCUUCGCAAGGCUCCGGUCGCCUUCUACGCGCAACCCCCAGUCUCGCUCUUUGACCCCAGCGGCGAUGCUGAGGACUGGGGUGGUUGGGCUUUUGGAUCAAAGGCAUAGGUUUAAUCUGAAGGGUGUGAAGUUGUGCACUUUGAUGCGGCGCAGACUGUGGAUUAUAGGGUUGGCAACGUACUGGGAGUGCCAAAGGACGAGUUAUUUUAGCAAUGGUUUGCUAGCAUUAAUUUUCUCUGAUCCUUUAUGUUGUGCAUCGCUGCUAGCCCAGCGCUGUCGGAGAGCCGGGAGGGGCAAUCUGGGGUUGUACGGAUGCGAUGACCUCUGGCCCGUGCAUCGUCGGGCCUGUUUUAUUGCUAGCCCACCACAUAGCGUGAAGGCUUAAAAAGGCACGGGCGGGGUAGGAUUGCUUUAUUUGUUGCUUUAUUCCCGCUUCAUCAAUCUUGCUUUGGGUCUUGCCAACCCUGUGACCCGCUCCGAUCGCCGAGUAACAUCUUCGUAGAUAGUUUAAGAAAACUGAAAAGGCAAUUCCUAAGCCGAGGUCCAAUAUGGAAGAUAGUUGGGAGAAUCUCGCUGGGGCGCUCCCGGGUCUGAGCUUAUCAGAGCGCCCGGUACCAAACUCUGUUUCCGUUGAUACUGCAGCCCAAGCUGGCGAUGUGGCCAAGCCGCCCACUCCACCACCAGCUGAAAGUACUUCGGCUCAACCGCAGUACCAGGCUCAGCAGCAGCAGGCGUCGGGCCCUGCAUCUGACUAUGAAGCUGUAGACGCUGCCAUCAGGCAAGCGCUCGCCGACCCUACCCAGCGUAUCACAGUUCUGAAAUGCGAGGAGCUUGUGGAGAAGUUUCUUGCGGACCCAUGCCAGGAAGCCUUGCAAUUCCCUGCGUCCUUUUCCAGCUACCAGCGGAUGCUGGCGCACCGAGUGGGUCAGUACUACGGUCUUCAGACGAGCACUGUCGACUACGAGGAGUCUCAGGGCCGAGUUCUUGCCAUUCGCACAAUGCACUGCACAGUACCGAAGCCUCGCCUUCGCAAUCUCGACGUUCGCUCAGAUCCAAUCGCUCAGCGCACCAGCAGCGUAAACGGCGCGGGAGGACCCGUCUCGGACAAACCGCGCCUUCUUCGACGCCAGGAAGAUGAGCGCAUUCAGCACAGCAGCUCGGAGCUUUCACUCAACCAGUCCCCAUCGAGGACAAUAAAGGAAAGGCAUGAGAACUACAUGAAGGCGCGCGAGGAGCUGGGCCUCGGGAGCGCCCCGCAGGAGGGCAUGGGCAUGGGUCGGGGCGGCCGGGGCGGGCCUGGUGGUCGCUUCGGCAGCCUCGGCGGCCGCAUGGACGGCGGGCGGGGCCGCAAGGCGAUGUUCCGAGACAAGGACAAGGACUUGUCGGACCCCGACUACCGCCGCGGCAUGAACAGGUUCACUCCCGUUGCACGCUUCGACCCUACGUACGCGGCGAUGCCGGGUGGCGGCAUCUACCAGGUGCCCACCUACUCGUCUGAGUUCCCGGCCCUGAACCGCAUGCCCGCGGGCCCAGCUGGCGCUCCCGGUCGGCCGCACAUGGCGCCGCAGCACCACGCCGACCACUCGCAGGUGCCGCUGGGCGCCGCAGGUGCCAUGCAGCCGCACCCCAUGGCGGCGCACCAGCCCGCGGGACCCAUGGGUUCGUGGGGCCAGUCGCCGGCCCAUGCAGGCCCCGGCGGCGUGCGCCCGCCGCCACCGCCCCCUCCCCCGCACCACCACGUAGGGGGUCACGGGGGCAGCAACCAGGGCGGUAAGGCCCACCAGGGCGGCGCAGCAGCCGCUGGCGGCCCCGACCGCAGCGGCAGCGGGGGCAUGGCUGGCCGCCAGCAGCAGCCGCAGCAGCAGGCGGCGGCGUACGGCCAGGCGGUGGCGGCGCCCUACCCGGGCAUGGGAGCGCAGUACCCCGUCCCGGUGGCGAUGGGUGCGGCUGGCUUCAUGCCGCCGGGUCAGCCGGUGUUCGGCAUGGCUGCUGCGGGUGGGGCCAUUCCCGCGGGAGCCAUGUACGCGGCGGCCGCUCCCGGGAUGGGCGGCGCCUUCUACCCGGGCAUGGGCAUGGGUCACGCGAUGGGCAUGGCGGUGCCGGCCACGGGCGCGUACGGCUACGUGACUGCGCCGGGUGUGGGCAUGGGGUCGCAGGGGGAGGCCAUUGCCAUUGCCCCGCAGGGCGCCUACCCGGUAUACAGCUACCCCGCCGGGGCCGCCAUGUACCCCGCGGGUGCGGCCGCCGGGGCGCAGCUGCAGCAGGCGGCGCAGGCGCACUCCGCCGGAGGUGCCGCCAUCCCCAUGCGGCCGAUGUACGGCGUCCCGGCGUUCUACCAGUCGUACGACCCGGCCCAGUACGGCGCGGGACCUGGCAUGCAGGGACAGGGCGGCGGCCAGGGCGAAGGUCGGUCCUACGGUGGCCAUGCGCACCACCACCAGCAGCAGCAGCACCAGAGCCACAGCAGCAGCCACAACAACCACCACUCACAGCAGCACGGCGGCGGUCGGAGCCGUGAGACGGAGCGCGAGGGGGCCGGCGCUGCUGCAAGCGGCGCUGCCGCUGAUGCAAAGCAGUAGGGGGCCUUGGCUUGACGCUUCAGCGUUGCAGGGAUGAUGGAGGCACGAUCCCUGCACACGCUUGCCAGUGUUUCCUGGCAUAAUUGGAUUGCAGCACCACCUAGUCGGCCCCGCGGGGCCGGCGGGGAGGCAUGCGAGAGGCUUCUUCAGGCGUGGGCUUAAGUCUAUUCUUCGCUGCUCCGAUCCAGGGGCAUUUUGACGACUAUGAAGGUCUCCUUACAUUUUUGUAACCAAUCCGAGCAUAUAUCUUUUAUAGACACUGCUUAGCGGGGCUCCUUCCGCGGCGGCUGCGAGGGCCCUCUGGGGGCGGCUGUCCUGGCGGCGUGCUCGCGCGGCCGCCGGGGCAGCGGCUGCCUACCUGGCUGCGGCCUGGGGGCGGGUGAGCUGUUGAGCUGCCCGCCGCCCUGCCGGACUGGGAGCACCGCCGGCCAGCGGAGAGGUGUUUGUGUGUCUGUUGGAGCAACCUGCAGAAGGCUUUGAAGACUAAGAUCUUCACUACAAGGAUUCGAACGAUUGGGCUGCAUAGGGCAGUAGCGGCGACCCUACAUGCUUCAACUUGUGGCGGGUGGGUCGCCGUUGCGUGUGCGGUGGUGGUGGGGCAGCGCCCCUCCGCGCUGGUACUGGUCAGCGGAGCGCCCUCAAUUUCUGUGGAGGCUGGUGGAGAGGGUGGUACAUACAUGCGGAGUGUUGGGAGCGCGGCGGAGCUGGUGUUGGCGGAG
Molecule: messenger RNA, 4398 nt
Organism: Astrephomene gubernaculifera
Lineage: Eukaryota; Viridiplantae; Chlorophyta; Chlorophyceae; Chlamydomonadales; Astrephomenaceae
Source: the annotation of a GenBank genome assembly